AUGAAGGCCUUCGCGGAGGCAGGGCAGAAGGUGGUUGAGUCGAUGCGGUCCAACUCGCGAGAGAACACCACCGUGGUCACCACCAUCAGCGCCAAUGGUGUCACGUGGGCGCCAAUCACUAUCUUCAAAGGACAGCGACUUCAGCCUGACUGGUUCGCCGAGAGGAACUGCCCGAGGGAUGCGAGGUACGCCGGGAUUCGAACCCCUGACCUGAACCUGAGAAGGGUUCGAGGUGACCAACAAGACCACCGGGUUCUUAUUACCCGGGUGGUUGAUAAUACCCGCCGCUGUUCUAAGCAUCAAAUGCCUGGCACCAAACCACGAAACGAUCUACUGGAAGUAUCACCGACCAGGUGCGUUUCAGCAGCAGCGGAGGAACGGCGAGUUUGGCGGCGAGUCUGUGUGUUGGCAGCAGCAGCAGCAGCAGCCAGGCGUGGUGUAUGGCGGAGACUCUCAGCAACAGCCGCGGCAAUAACAGGUAGCGGCCGGCUUCACCAGGGGUGCAGGUGGACAGUGCGUGGUGAGGUGUUUGUUGGUGAGAAGGGGGGGGGGGCUGCUGCCGGUUCGUCUGCGGCGUAUUUGCCGGUAAAAGCCCCCGCCAACGCAGCUUCUCUCAACGUAAACACACACUCCGCCACUCGCUCUCCCCAGCGGCCCGCAACAUCACGUGUAGCACCUGCAGUAGUGCGGCAACGCGAUGAGCUGGACCUCAUGGAGGGCGGAUACAGCAGUAGACGUGUAGCGGAGGAACACAUGCAUGCUUGGAUCGCAUCACCAUCGUCCCUGGUCGCCGCGUUGGCGCCGGGUACUCAGACAGACGCAGCGGCGAUGGCGGCGGCGUCGGUGACGGGGGGAACGGCAGCGGCAGCAGCAGCUGCGGCGUCCCCGGUCGCCGCGUUGGCGUCGGGCAUCCGGACGACCGCAGCGGCGGCGGUAGCGACAUCGAUCGGUGACGGGGGGGACGGCAGCGGCGACAGCAGCAGCGGCGUCCCCGGUCGCCGCGUUGGCGUCGGGCAUCCGGACGACCGCAGCGGCGGCGCGGCGACAGCAGCAGCGGCGUCCCCGGUCGCCGCGUUGGCGUCGGGCAUCCGGACGACCGCAGCGGCGGCGGUAGCGACAUCGAUCGGUGACGGGGGGGACGGCAGCGGCGACAGCAGCAGCGGCGUCCCCGGUCGCCGCGUUGGCGUCGGGUGUCCAGACGGCCGCAAGGGCGGCGGCGGCGGCGGCACCGGUGACGAAGUCCUAGAGGAGCGCGAUAGCCAAUGUGCUGGGGUGGACGUGAGCAACAGCAGCAGCAGCAGCAGCAGUAGCAGCAGCUGCAGCAGCGACGACAGCGGCGGCGAUGGGAGCGGCGAUGAGGGGUUGGAUGACAUCUGGACGGCGGCGAUGGGAGCGGGGAUGAGGGGCUGGAUGAAACCUGGAGUGGAGCCCCACCGCACACUUUCGACCCCGGCAAGACAUCUUCGCGUGGCGCGAGGAGACGGGGGGCGGUACCAGGUGUUGCGUACCCCUUCGAUAGGGGCAGGAACGGGAGUGGCAGCUCCGGCGGCGGCAACGGCGGCAGCCGUAGCAGCGACGAGAGUGGCGACCUCGGCCAGAGCACCGGCGGCGACACCGGCGGCAGCAGGAGCAGCGACGAGAGUGGUGGCUUCCGCCAGAGCUCCGACGGCAGCCGCAGACGGCAGCGGUGGCUUGGGCCAGAACCUCGUCGGCGGCAGCGGCGACAACGGCGGCGGUGUUAAAGGCGGCAGCAGCGACGUCACCGGCAGCCGUGUUGGCGCUGGAAAUCAUGACAGUCGUGGCGGCGAGGGAACGGCAACGGCGGCGAUGGCAGCGGCGGCAGCAGCGGCGGCGCCCUCGAGUCGACCGAGAACGGGGAGGACACGGUGACAGCGACGACCUCACCUUGUUACAGCCAAGUGGGAUAACAUGUGAAACGUUUAUGACUUUGUUCUGUUUUGUGAGC
This is a messenger RNA of Ectocarpus sp. CCAP 1310/34, 1966 nucleotides long. The record is from the annotation of a GenBank genome assembly. Lineage: Eukaryota; Phaeophyceae; Ectocarpales; Ectocarpaceae.